UGAUGGGAAAAGGCGAAGAGCGGGGGGGGAGUUAAGCGAAGGGCGGCGGGGCGCGCGCAUGCGCGUCCCCGCCGCUCUUUCGCUCUACGCUCCGCUCUGGGGCUCCUGUGAGGAGAAGGAGGUGGCGGCGACGAGGAGUCGCGGCGGCCGGUCCGGCGGCCCGAGGGGACGACGGAGGAAGACGAGGAGGCGGCCACGGCGGCCAGUGGAGGAGGCGUGGGGGGGGCGCCGUCUGCGACUACGUGGGGCGGCGCUGUGGGCCCUGAGUGACCCCCCGCCCGCCCGCCCGCCUCUCUCCUCAUCCCUCCCGCGCCCCCCUCAGGAGGGACCCAGCUGAGGCGCUUCCCCCGCGCCCGCAUCCCCCCGCCCUUUCCUCCUCCAUCUCCAUCCUCAUCCCGCCUGUGGCUUCUCCGCCGUGGGGGUGUCUGUAGACGCCACCGGUGACGAAGGCAACGCGCUGCUACUUCAACCGCCCGCCUCUCCCGCCCCCCCCCCCCAACCGCCCGCUCCCCUCCCUGCCACCCCCCCUGCGCUCGCCUCGCCUUCUCUCCCCCCCCCCCGCUUCUCUCUCUCUCCAAGCACUGGGUCAGGCUGUCAGGCAAGAGCGCCCACCUAGCCAAAGGGAGACGGGUCUAGGAAAAGGCUCGAGGGGAGGGACUGGGGCUGAGGAGUCUCAGGAGCGUCCCUGGGUGCUUCCUCUUUCUGCUGCUGGCUUUUCUUGUCACCCCUUUCUCGGUCUCGUCCAUCAUCCCAUUCCUUCCUUUCUGUCACCUGUCUGUGGGGUUUGUUUCUUUUUCCCCCCACCCCACCCCCCAAGCGCUGUCAGUUUCUUUUCUUCUCUGUUUGCUUCGCUUUCCAUUCAUUCUCUUUCCCGGUUUUCAUGCUACUCUUCCAAUCCUUUAACAUACAAGAGUUUCGAAUACUUCGAAUCCUCCUCUAGAUUUUUCAAGAACAAUUUCAACUCCCCUUGCCUUUUUUUUUCUUCUUCUUCUUUUCGGUCUUGUUCACCUUUAAUUCAAGACCGUUUUGUUUUCCUCCACUUCUGUUUCCCAUUUUGAUUAUUUAUUGCCUGGUUUUUACACAUACUCUCACAGCAGGCUCUCCCUAGGCUUUAAAAAAAGUUUUGUCUUUUCAACCCUUAUGUAUGUAUGCUGUUCAUCUUUGUUUAGUACACUGUCUGUAUCUAUGCUUUUGCUUCCCAAACUUUUCUCUUAAAGCAAAAAAUUAUUUCCUCUUAUAUUUUUGCACCCCUUAAUGAUUUCUCCUUUUUAAAGUGUUCGGUUUCCUGCUUUUUUACUUUGGCAUUUUCCAUCUUUUAACAAUUUUUCCUUUAUUUAUUUCUUCUCAGUUUUAGAAAGUGUUUGUCUUGUAGAAUUUGGACUCCUUUCUUGCCACUUCAUUCUAUUACUUUAAAAUAUUUUAAAUCCAUUCAUUUCAAAUCCAUUUCCCUUGUUUUUCUACAGUUUCUUCCUUUUCCCUUUAUGUUCUUUAUUCUUUACAAUAAUUUUUUUUAAAAAUCACACUUUUACCUGAUUGCUUCACAUUCCUUUUUGCAGUCUUGUUUUCUUGCUUGUUCUUUUACUGGUCUAUUUUCUGCCACUAGCUUUUCCUUUAAUCUUCUCUUUCAACUUUGUGCAACCUUAUGUUCUUUAUUGAUAAUUUAAAUUGCCUUAUUUAGCUUCCAAAUUUUAAAUCUUCAGUUUAUUUCCUUUGUUCUGUUUUCCCCCUCCAUUUUCAAUUAUCAAUCCCAUUCUUCCAUUCUUUCCUAAUUUUCUUCCCCUUAUUAAUUUUGGAAACUUUCAUUUCCGCUAACUUGAUGUCUCUUGACCUGUUCAACUCUGUGGAAGUUGUUCAUGUAUUUCCAAAUUUAAUAUAAAAGGUAGAUGGAUGUAUAUCCAGAGCAGAAAGGAGGAAAGCUGUAGAAGGCAUUCAGCAUCCUACAUGUUUUGACAAGAUAAAUGAAAAGGAUGUGGGAAUGGAAGGGGUGGGUUUGUCAGUACUCCUAACAUUUUUUAGGGGGGUGAACUUGCAUCCUUUUUCUGGAGGGGAGGGGGAUUGAGUUGAAAUUUCAAGACUGGCCCAGUUGAAGUGGAGAAGGUAUGGCAUUUUAGUACCAACUGCACCAGCCAUCUUGGGGGAAGGGGGUUUAUUGCAUGCUCAUACGCACAUAUACAAGCCUCCAUUUUCUCAGAUUGAUGAAGACAUAAAGGCCUGUUGCGCUCCAUGUUUUUGAAGGUGGGCAACUUGUUUAGGAAAGUGUAGAAACUUCAUUUUUGUGGCCAAAUGACAGCUUGACCCAGUUGUUAUCCAAUCAGAGGGCAUCAUCUUGAAUGUCUCUUUGUAGUGCUACAGUCAGCGCAAAAAUGAUGGCGGCUUACAAUGGCGGUACAUCUGCAGCAGCAGCAGGUCACCACCAUCACCACCACCAUCACCUUCCUCACCUUCCCCCUCCUCAUCUCCAUCACCAUCACCAUUCUCAACACCACUUGCACCCGGGUUCUGCAGCCGCAGUACAUCCUGUACAGCAACAUAGUUCUUCAGCGGCGGCGGCAGCAGCAGCUGCCGCCGCCAUGUUAAAUCCGGGGCAGCAGCAGCCAUAUUUUCCAUCCCCGGCACCAGGUCAAGCACCUGGACCGGCAGCAGCAGCCCCAGCUCAGGUACAAGCUGCAGCAGCUGCUGCAGUUAAAGCGCACCAUCAUCAGCAUACUCAUCAUUCACAACAACAACUGGAUAUUGAACCAGACAGGCCUAUUGGAUAUGGAGCCUUUGGUGUUGUCUGGUCAGUAACCGAUCCACGAGAUGGAAAGAGAGUUGCACUCAAAAAGAUGCCCAACGUCUUCCAAAAUCUGGUCUCUUGCAAAAGGGUCUUCCGUGAAUUGAAGAUGUUGUGUUUUUUUAAGCAUGACAAUGUACUCUCCGCUCUCGACAUACUCCAGCCACCACACAUCGACUACUUUGAAGAAAUAUAUGUUGUUACAGAACUGAUGCAGAGUGAUCUCCAUAAGAUUAUCGUCUCUCCUCAGCCACUCAGCUCAGAUCACGUCAAAGUUUUUCUUUACCAGAUUUUAAGAGGCCUGAAAUACUUACAUUCAGCUGGUAUUUUGCAUCGAGACAUUAAACCAGGGAACCUUCUUGUGAACAGCAACUGUGUUCUUAAGAUCUGUGAUUUUGGCCUAGCCAGGGUGGAAGAAUUAGAUGAAUCUCGUCAUAUGACUCAGGAAGUUGUUACUCAGUAUUAUCGGGCUCCGGAAAUCCUGAUGGGAAGCCGUCACUACAGCCAUGCUAUUGACAUCUGGUCUAUAGGCUGUAUAUUUGCCGAACUGCUGGGGCGAAGAAUAUUGUUUCAAGCUCAAAGCCCCAUUCAGCAGUUGGAUUUGAUCACAGAUCUUUUGGGGACACCGUCACUGGAAGCAAUGAGGACAGCUUGUGAAGGCGCCAAGGCUCACAUACUCAGGGGUCCUCAUAAACAGCCAUCCCUUCCUGUCCUGUAUACAUUAUCCAGCCAAGCUACACAUGAAGCCGUUCAUCUCCUUUGUAGGAUGUUGGUCUUCGAUCCAUCCAAAAGAAUAUCCGCUAAGGAUGCCUUAGCUCAUCCAUAUCUUGACGAAGGGCGAUUACGAUAUCACACCUGUAUGUGCAAAUGUUGUUUUUCCACUUCUACUGGAAGAGUUUACACCAGUGAUUUUGAACCCAUCACAAAUCCUAAAUUCGAUGAUACUUUUGAAAAGAACCUCAGUUCUGUCCGGCAGGUUAAAGAAAUAAUCCAUCAGUUCAUUUUGGAACAGCAGAAAGGAAAUAGAGUACCUUUGUGCAUCAAUCCACAAUCUGCUGCUUUUAAGAGCUUUAUUAGGUAACUUUCCACUGUUGCUCAGCCGUCUGAGAUGCCACCAUCUCCACUGGUCUGGGAAUGAAAGUGGAAGAUACAGUAUACUACUGAAGACAUAAUGUAGCUUUCCACUGGAUUCUGGGAUUUGCAAUUCUGGAGAUUUAAUCAUGCUUGUACUGUAAUUUUACUAAUGAAGUUUUAAAUUAACAACCACUAUCCUUGUAUGUUAUACAAAUAAGAGUUAGAAAAAUGUUAACUAGGCUUUUAAAUCCUGUCAAAGGUGGGGUUGUGCUUUUAGGAAAAAAAUAUAUAUUUUAUCCAGGGUUGCACUUUUUUUGUUUGUUAAAUUUAUGAAUUGUAGUGCAGCUGUGAAUCUUGCUUGGCUCGGAACAACAACAACAACAAAACGAUUGAACCAUUUUUUUUUCUUCAGUUUUAAAAGUGAAAUCGUAUCAAAGGACGAGCUAUUUUGAUAUUGAGCCAUUCCUGAAGAAUUGGGACUUUUGCUUGAAAAACAAAACAGGGAAUAAAAAACUUAAUCAUGACCAAUCAAAAAGCCUCAUCAGAGGGCAGUGCCCAAGCGUGGAUGGGCAACGUCACCUGGUGGUCACAUCCAUCUCCAUAGCUUCUCAGUAGCGAAGUGGUGACGAUGCCUGUGUGCUGUUUUCCAGUCUGAUUUUGUGAGUAGAGAGAAUGAGUUUUGACUAGGAGAGAAAAGUGUCUUUUCCUUUGAACCCUUCCCAAGUUAUAAAUAAAUAUAUAUAAAUAUA
Molecule: messenger RNA, 4596 nt
Organism: Ahaetulla prasina
Lineage: Eukaryota; Metazoa; Chordata; Lepidosauria; Squamata; Colubridae
Gene: NLK
Product: nemo like kinase
Exons: 11
Coding region: 2331-3854 (507 amino acids)
Biological process (GO): intracellular signal transduction; protein phosphorylation
Cellular component (GO): nucleus; cytoplasm
Molecular function (GO): MAP kinase activity; ATP binding
Source: RefSeq, a predicted model, not a curated record